Molecule: messenger RNA, 3814 nt
Organism: Amblyraja radiata (thorny skate)
Lineage: Eukaryota; Metazoa; Chordata; Chondrichthyes; Rajiformes; Rajidae
Product: laminin subunit gamma-1
Exons: 23
Coding region: 191-3757 (1188 amino acids)
Biological process (GO): tissue development; animal organ morphogenesis; axon guidance
Source: RefSeq, a predicted model, not a curated record
GGGCUGGGCUCUUGUUCAUGUCUGAAUCACAUUAAUCGCCAUUUAUUACUGGAGAUUCUGAGAUGUGUCACAAUUAGUCAGGCAGAGAGGCAGUAUAAGUUCUCUGGAUAAACACCUUGCUGUACAUUUCUCCUCCUGCAAUAAUCAACGCCAGUGAAACUGUUGUCUGGACUGAACUCCUCAGUUGAAAAUGAAUGCAUUCUUGUUACUGAGUGGUUGCAGCUUUAUUUUUACAUUGUCCUAUGUCUCUGGAACCUACGUUUGGGAUGGUAGAAGAUACAUAGAGUGUGGCUGCAAUCACAGGGCUAGACAAUGUGUGUGGGAUCCUCUACUGCAUGAACAAACCGGAAGUGGUACACGCUGUUUGAACUGCGCUGGUCACACUGAGGGAACACACUGUGAGAAAUGCAAGGAAGGUUUCUACCCGACCUACCAAGGGGGGCACUGUCAGCCCUGCUAUUGCAAUUCAUUGGGUUCCACAUCUCGCAGCUGUGAUGAAUAUGGCCGCUGUCGCUGCAAAGCAACAGGAGUAAUUGGAGACAAGUGUGACAAGUGUCAGCCUGGUUUUUACUCGUUAUCCAGCAGUGGCUGCAAGCGCUGUACUUGCAAUAUGGCUGGUGUUACACGGAUCUGUAACGCUGACACCGGAGACUGCAGUUGUAAAUAUAAUGUCGAAGGAUCCAACUGCAACCGAUGCAAGCAUGGUUUUUACAAUCUUCAACCAGAAAACCCCAUGGGCUGCACAGCAUGUUUCUGCUUCAGACAUUCAUCAGUCUGCAAGGAGGAUGGUGGUUACAGGAAGGACGUCAUCACUUCCACAUUUGAUUCAGAUACUGAAGGGUGGAAAGCUCAGAACCGCCGUGGCCCCGAUCUCCAUACAAUGAGAUCAUCAUCAUCUCGUGACAUUAUUGUUCAGGCCAAAGAUGAAUACGCAGUCUACUUUGUUGCUCCAGCCAAGUUUCUGGGAAAUCAAAUGUUGAGUUAUGGCCAAAACCUCUCCUUCACAUUCUACUUGGAACGGGGUGGUUCUUACCCAUCAGUUGAAGACAUCAUCUUGGAAGGAGCCAGUCAAACACUAAGUAUACAAGUGAAUGUGCAAAAUAACCCAAUGCCAUCCACACGCAAGCAUAAAUACAACUACAGACUCCAUGAGGGUCUGGAGUAUGGAUGGAAGCCAUUUAUAACUUCAUUUGAAUUCCAACGGGUGCUUAGUGAUCUCAAGACCAUCAAAAUCCGUGGCACCUACGCCAUACGGAGCCCUGGACAUAUUGAUAAUGUGGUCUUGCACACGGCCCAGCCUGGCACUGGAAAGCCCGCUCAGUGGGUAGAGAGGUGCACGUGUCCAACUGGCCACGAGGGACGAUUCUGUGAGAAAUGUGCAAGUGGUUACACAAGAGAAAGUCCCCAUCUGGGACGUUUAAGCCGGUGUGUGAGAUGCAACUGUCAAAGCCCCAGUGAGACCUGUGACCCCGAAACUGGUUCCUGUUACAGCAAUGAUCAAUCCAGAAACUGCCCAGAUGGUUACUACUCUGAUCCUUCUGAAUCAAGUGGCUGCAGGACAUGCCCUUGCCCCGGUGGUACACGCUGCACGGUGGAAACGGAUACGAGGGAGGUUGUAUGUGUGGGCUGCCCAAGUAAAACAAUGGGUAAACGAUGUGAAAUGUGUGAAGAAGGGUAUUUUGGGAAUCCUCGAGCCGGCAGACCCUGUCAGCCUUGUAGAUGCAACAAUAAUGUGGAUCCCAAUGCAGUCAAGAAUUGUGAUCAGGGGACAGGAGAAUGUCGUAAUUGCCUCUACAACACCGCAGGACAUAACUGUGAGAGAUGCAGACCUGGCUUUCAUGGAAACGCACUUGCCUCUAAUCCAUCAGAAAAGUGCAAAUCAUGUAAGUGUGACCCAAGAGGUUCUUGGUCCACCCAGUGCAGGAGCGAUGGGACGUGUGAUUGCAAGCCAGGAGUUUUUGGAGAUCAAUGUGACCAGUGUGCAGGAGACACUUAUUACAACAGCACCACGGGCUGUGAAGCGUGCCCCGACUGUUAUCUGGGAGUCAAAAACAAGAUAUUGAAACACAAGAAUGUGGUCAGAGAUUUGGAAAUUCUCAUCUCCAAACUGAAGACAAAUGGGAGGCCUGUGAAUGAUAAGGAGUUUGAGGCAAGACUGAGGAAAGCGUCAGCAGACCUCCACAUAAUGAUGAACACAACUAAAAAGAUUGAGUAUAAAGAUGAAAAUAAUCUCGAUGCACUGAAUAUCCUUAACAAUAAAUUUGGUGCUGAGUCUUAUCAGCUGGACAACAUUGGGAAAUCUGUCGAAGGGAUUAGAAAAUUAACUUUUACAUAUGAAAGUCGUGUCCGAAACACUGACACAUUGCUAACCAAUGUCAGAACAAAGAUCCAGGAAAGCAGGGAUAAAAUGGACCAAAUGCCAUCAUUCCCAACAGAUCCUAAUGGAGGUAGUAUCCCAACAGUUCUAGCUGAUGAAGCUCGUAGACUUGCAGAUAGGCAUCAGAAAGAUGCUGAGGGCAUUGAACAAUCCAGUGGUGCUGCCAACAAGUCUGCUUUUAAGGCCCUUCAAUUAAUUACACAAGCAAUCAAAGACGAUCGGCAAACCACACAAUCUGUCAACCUACUAACUCAGCAGUCGAAACAGAAGGACGACGUAGCAGAGGGUCUAGACGACCAAGCAAACAGAAUAACCGCAAAAGUAGAAAGAGUCAGUGAGAAGGCCAAGAAGAACUACGACGAUUUGAAUAAUGUUAUCACAAUUGAUGUAAUGUCCCUUGAGAAUGAAGCAAAUCAACUGAAGAGCAGAGAAAGUGCCAUGGAAUUUGAGUUGAACAGCAAACUUGAUCUGUAUGAAACUUUGAAGAAUAACAUCAGUGACUUCCAGAUAGACAUCACAAGGAUUUUAGAGAAAGGAGACAGAGACAACAGGACAGCUACCUUGCUACAAGCCAGAGCAAAUGCAGCAAAGUACUUGGCUGAAGAUGCUGUGAAAAAAGGAUCAUACACACUGGACCAAGUUGAUCGGAUCAUAAACAACCUAAGAGACUUCAACGCGCGGGUGGCCAUCAAUAAAACAGCUGCCGAAGAUGCUUUGAGCAGAAUACCAUACAUCAUCAGGACGAUUGACAAUGCGAACUCGAUGACUGAUCAGGCUGCGAAUCAACUGGGAAAUGCGUUGGCAAUUGCCAAAGAUGCCAAAGGAAAAGCCGAACUGGCAGAUACGAUUGCCAAUAAUAUUCAGAAGAAGGCGGUUGACUCGCUAUUUGAUGCAGAAGCUGCAUUAAAUGAUAUCAUGUUACUGGAUCAAAACGUGACUGAUGCAAAUAGACAAUUGACACAGCUGGAGACUGAUUUUGCUAAUAAACAGAGAUCUGUGAAUGAAGAUACUUCCAUGGCAGCGAAGAUUGCAGGCAAUGUAGGUGCGGCAACUGUGAAUGCAGAAAAUGCAAAGGAUUCAGCGACUGAAACAAUGAAAUUGAUCAAUGAUUUGCUGCUAUCUAUGGGUAACCCAGCCACGAUUGACAUUACCAAGUUAGAACAUGUGGAGAAUUCACUUCAGAUCUUCAAAAAUCAAUGGAUUAAUGAACUAGAAUCAAGUUUUCAACAACUGACUGAUGCCGCUGCUGGGCAGCAGCAAACAAUUGCAGCUUUUGACCGCAGCAUCGUUGACAUCCUUGGAGAUAUUAGAAAUCUUGAGCUCAUCAGAGACACUUUACCCACAGGAUGCUUCAACACUGCAGCAGUUGAAAGGCCUUAAUUGCAUGGUAUUCCCUUUCAAAAGUUGCAUUGCUAACAUUAAAUUAUGAAAAUUUAC